Messenger RNA from Rotaria socialis, 960 nucleotides. NCBI's taxonomy places the organism in Eukaryota, Metazoa, Rotifera, Eurotatoria, Philodinida, Philodinidae. The record is from the annotation of a GenBank genome assembly.
AUGAUCAGAACACUUCGGAAUUCUGAGACUACCAUGAUAUCAAAUUGGCUUGGUUAUGAUCAAAAUGGUGGUGGAAUGGAUAUGGGUGGAGGCAUGGGAGAAAUGAGAUCGGAUAUGUGGAUUAACCAAAAUAUCCCCGGUGGUGUUAACAGUUUGGUAGGUGAGCGACUUGAUAACUAUGCGGCUGAAAAUCCAAAUCCAACAUAUGGGCGAAUAUACGGAGGUGCUCUUGAUGUCGGAGAUUACGGUGGUGGAUAUGGUCAGCAACAUGGAGGAUGGAAAAGUUAUCUUUUCGAACAAUAUAAACUUAAACUACUCGAUUUUCUCGAAAAACUCAUACUAAUAGAGAGUUAAAUUGUCUGUCAAACACCAUAUGGUCUACCCAAUAGAUAUUUGACAGGCCCCUUCCCAGAAUAUAUUACAACAGGUGAUUUCAACAACGAUGUCAAACUAAAGCUAACAGUGACCAACGCAGUUGACAACGCUAUCAGUUUGCUAUUUAGCCGUGGAGAUGGAAGCUUCAAUAGUCAAGCAACGUAUCCAGUUGGUUCUUUGCCAAUAUCUAUCAUUGCUGAUGAUUUCCAUGGUAAUGGUAAGCUGGAUCUCGCAUUGGUUAACUACGAUGAUAACAAUAUCGUCAUGCUACUUGGCAAUGGAGAUGGAACAUUCCAAAGGCAAAAAAAGUAUUCUGCUGGUGUUUAUCCAGUAUCUAUCACAGCAGGUGACUUCAAUCAUGGUAGUAAGUUAGAUCUAGCAGUGACUAACAGCUUCGAUGAUAGCACGAUCGGUGUACUACUUGGAAAUGAAGAUGGAACGUUUCAAAACCAAAUAGGCUAUACAGUUGGCGCAUACCCUCUAUCUGUAACAGGAGGUGCUUUUAGAAAUGAUUUCAAGUGGGAUUUGGUUGUGACCAAUGGCGACGAUAACAGUGUGGCUAUGAUUUUUAACUCAUGUUUAUAA